CGGCCUGCUGGCGGGGUCCGGGGAGCCCUGGUGGACGCGAGACGGCCGCUUGGGGACGCCCUGACAGCAGAGCGGCGGGACUCCCGGAGGUGUAGGGGCCCACCCCUCCCCGGCCACGGCAUGCCGGGUUGGAGGCUGCUGGCUCAGGCCGGCGCCCAGGUGUGGAGCCGCGGUGCGGGCGGCCUGGGUGCCGCCGGGAGCCUGGGCUACAGAACAGACAUCUGGCUUUUGGCUAGAAGUUUCCAUGACAAGAGUGGUACUUGGUGGGAUGAGCAUCUUUCUGAAGAAAAUGUCCCGUUUGUUAAGCAGCUGGCCUCUGAUGAAAAUAAAGCCCAAUUAGCAAGUAAACUGUGUCCUCUGAAAGACGAGCCAUGGCCUAUGCAUCCCUGGGAGCCAGGUUCCUCUAGAGUAGGCCUUAUUGCCCUGAAGCUGGGUAUGAUGCCUUUAUGGACCAAAGAUGGUAAAAAGCACGCGGUCACAUUACUUCAGGUACAAGACUGUCAUGUUCUGAAAUAUACUCCAAAGGAAAACUGUGAUGGGAAAAUGGCAACCCUGACUGUUGGAGGCAAAACUGUGUCACGCUUCCAUAAAUCACCAUCUAUAUUGGAAUUUUACCAAGAACUUGGAUUGCCGCCAAAACAGAAAGUGAAGAUCUUUCGUGUAACCGAUAAUGCUGUAAUUAAGCCAGGCACUCCUCUUUAUGCUGCUCACUUUCGCCCGGGACAGUACGUGGAUGUCACAGCCAAAACUAUUGGUAAAGGUUUCCAAGGCGUCAUGAAGAGGUGGGGAUUUAAAGGCCAGCCUGCUUCCCAUGGUCAGACAAAAACCCACAGGAGACCUGGCGCUAUUUCAACUGGGGAUGUUGCCAGAGUCUGGCCCGGAACUAAAAUGCCUGGACAAACGGGAAACAUGGAUAGGACCGCCUUUGGACUAAAAGUGUGGAGAGUGAACACAAGACACAAUAUAAUCUAUGUAAAUGGCUCUGUACCUGGACAUAAAAAUUGCUUAGUAAAGAUCAAAGAUUCUAAACUGCCUACACAUAAGGAUUUCUGUAAAAAUCUACCAUUCCCUACAUAUUUUCCUGAUGGGGAUGAAGAGGAAUUACCGGAAGAUUUAUAUGAUGAAAAUGUGUGUCAACCCAGUGCGCCUUCUAUUACAUUUUCCUGACAUUCUGUGAGCUUUGAUGAACCAGAUCAGUAAUAUAACCAGGAAUUAUAUUUUUCUUACUCACAAUGUGAGUAAGUAUCAACUUGUCAUCUUUGUCAAGGGUGUAAAUGUAUCAUCCACACCUUAAUUGAAUUGUAACAAACCAGUUAAGUAAAUUGGAUUUGCCAAAUGUAAAUCGACUGGCAGUUUGCAUACUAGCAAAAUCUUUGUAAUUUGUGUUUGUUUUUUUACUAGCUGUUUCCCAAGUUAUCUUCAGAUGUUUAUAAAUUUAACUUUUGUUAAAGAUUUGUCCUGUCUGUGAAUGGGGUGGUUGUGGAAAACUGGCAAACCAUAAUAGGGACUGGUGCAACCUAUCUCAACAAAAGAAACCAUUUCCUAUAAAUCAUUCUCUGUUUUAGUGCCAUAAAGAGAACAGAAAUAAGAUUUUUAAACUAAUAUGUAUGUUAUAGUUAAAGGCCUGACAGGGAAUUUACUGCUGAUUACUUAUGACAAAGUAACAAGGACAAACAGGCUUCCUUUACUGCAUUUCCUCAGACCCAAGGGACUAAUAUUAGCUAUACAGUAUUGGGUCUGCAGGUGGCUUCCUGAUAGCUGAUGGAUUUGAUAAAAAAGGUGCAAGAGUAUUUUACCUCCGACGGUGUAGGCUCACAUUCCUCCACGAGUGGCUGUGGCGGGAAGGCUGCUGUGCUCUCUGUUGCUGCGAGCUUCCUGGGGGCCAGAUCUGUCACAUACUUCUCUUUAAUCACGAGUUGCUCAAAAGGAAUCCUUUUAAACAGGAGUCUGUUUUGUCACCACACCAUUUUUGAUUAAAAACAACUUCUCAAACUGAAAAUCCCUGACCUUUUUUAAAGAUAUCUUAAGCAAAAAUUUUACUCACCCUUCUUGUAAGAGCAAACCAGGAUCUACUUUACUUCUGUUGAACAGUAUUUUGGGAACGCCUUGACACAGAAGUAAGGCAGUAUUAGAAUAAAUUUCAUUAUUUGUAAAAAGCAAGCAUGCCCUGCCUGGGAGCUCAAGGACAAGUAUGAGAACCAGUGACUCUUCAAGGAAAUGACUGAAAACCAGGUUAAUACACAAACUAGGCACAAGACUGGGAAGUUUUAUGGGGGGAAGUGGCUAGCAUUCACAAAGGCAGUGUUGUAAAGAGUAUUACCUGGGGAAAAGCCCAACAAGAAAGCUCAGGUCUCACAUUGGUGAGAGAAACCUCACCGAGGAACUGCUGGAAAGGACGAUCACGGUUAUGAAGGGAAAGAUUCAGCAUGACAAGGAAUUCAGCUCAACCCUGCUUUUAACAUCUCAGUCAGGCUUAGAAUGUAACUUGAAAGCUGAUUCAAGACUGACGUGAAAAUACACAUUCGGGAACAACCAGAACCUAAGAGCCCCCCUUCUCGCAGUAGGGUCCGUUGAGCUUCGGGAUUCGGACUUCUGACGUGCAGUGGGGAAUACUGUGCACCUUCAUUCCCCAUUCGCUGCAUUUAAACAAAAGAUUUCAGGGAUGCAUGACGUUUGCUGAUAAAGCAAUGGGAAGCAGCUGUUACCUUGCAAAACAAAGGAAUAACUGUUGCUGGGAGAAUAUAAACUUAUAAUCAGAAGAAAGAAUACGGUGCCGGGACGUCUUGUGUGCGCCCGGC
Talpa occidentalis (Iberian mole) is the source of this 2798-nucleotide messenger RNA. It is a transcript of the gene MRPL3, whose product is annotated as mitochondrial ribosomal protein L3. The record is from RefSeq and is a predicted model, not a curated record. The transcript has 10 exons. Gene Ontology annotation, biological process: translation. Lineage: Eukaryota; Metazoa; Chordata; Mammalia; Eulipotyphla; Talpidae. Gene Ontology annotation, molecular function: structural constituent of ribosome. Gene Ontology annotation, cellular component: ribosome; mitochondrial large ribosomal subunit. Bases 121 to 1167 code for a protein of 348 amino acids.